Molecule: messenger RNA, 597 nt
Organism: Soboliphyme baturini
Lineage: Eukaryota; Metazoa; Nematoda; Enoplea; Dioctophymatida; Soboliphymatidae
Source: the annotation of a GenBank genome assembly
AUGGAAAUGACUGUACGGCACGAACUAGGCGACGAUGACCAGCGUGAUUACCCGCCACUGGCGGUGCCAAUCACAGCAGUACUAGGAAAUGGAAAUGACAUCUGUCCCAUCAGAAGCGCUACCAUCUUUUCACUGAUGAUAGUCGUACUUGCCGGUUUCAUGGACAACAAUCUUCAGUUGGGACCACAUCGGUUCACAACGCGCUUUUCGGCACAGUUGCAAACUGGUCCACCGAUCAAUAUUUAUGAGAACGAUGUCGAUCAUUCUACAUCAAGUUACGUGACAACUGUGGACGUCGCAACGCAGGCAGAAGUGGCCGGUGUGGUGCACUGGUGCCGUUUUACCGUAAUCGCGGCUGUCGUCUCCAACGACGAAUUGAGCGACGAACGGCAACGGCUGACGGCUUUUUGCCCCAUUCACAGCUGUUGCCGUGCCGCGGCUCAGGCUCCAAGUUACGGCAGAGAGUUAUGGACUCGGUUGUUAGCAACCGACGAAAAAUUCGCCACAGCGCUGCUUGUCACCGAGAUGAAAAAUGGCCUUGUCUCUCCCCUCUCAGAAAUCAGCGCUCGUAGCCUGAAUAUUCAGCAGCGACCGUAA